Molecule: messenger RNA, 1689 nt
Organism: Oppiella nova
Lineage: Eukaryota; Metazoa; Arthropoda; Arachnida; Sarcoptiformes; Oppiidae
Source: the annotation of a GenBank genome assembly
UCCAUUAACAACACAAUAGCCAAAGAGGGGUUAAUAAGAGAUGAAAAGAAGGCGAUGGCAUACCUGGCCGAUGUGAACGCGCAAUACCUUAUCUGGAAUAACAAGAUGGGCAUGGUCAAUUGGGCUCACGAUUCAGAUAUCAAUGAAAAGAAUUUGGAGGCCAAAGUCAAAAUGAUCAAAGAAUUCAAUGCAUGGAAUAAGGAACUGGCGAUUGGGCUUAAAAAUACGGGCAAAGUGUGUGUUAAUGGCAAAUGUGCGCUUGAAUUGGAGCCAGAUUUGACGAAAAUAAUGAGUGAAUCUAAGAAUUACGACCAACUGAAGGAGGCGUGGGUUAACUGGAGGGACGCCUCCGGAAAGAAAAUGAGAACAGAUUUCAUAUCUUAUUAUAAUUUAGGCAAUAAAGCGGCCAAACUUAAUGAACUGCCAAAUAUGAAGUUUGAAACAUUUGACGACUUGUGGCUCUUUCCGUGGGAAACGCCGGACAUUAAGAAUCAAACGGAGAAUCUAUUGCUAGAAAUGAUGCCUUUCUAUGAGAAACUUCACGCAUAUGUUAGGAAACAUUUGAGGAAAGCAUAUCCCGGCAAAAUGCCUAAAGAUAACACAAUACCCGCGCACAUUUUGGGCAAUAUGUGGGCUCAACAGUGGAGUGAUAUUAUGAAAACGGUGCCGGGUGUUGAUCCAUAUCCCGACGUACAGACCAUUGACGUGACAAAGGAAUUAAUUAAACAAAAUUAUACGGCAAAACGAAUGUAUGAAUUGUCGGACAAAUUCUUUAGUGAAUUGGGACUCAUGAAAGUGACCGACACUUUCUGGCAGAAGUCUAUCAUAGAGAAAGCCAAAGGCAAAGUAAUGGUCUGUCAUGCUUCUGCCUGGGAUUUCUACGCCAAAACUGGUGAUGAUUUUAGGAUAAAAAUGUGUACCGAGAUCAAUAUGGUUGACUUGAUUACAAUCCACCACGAGAUGGGACACAUCCAGUAUUAUAUGCAAUACAGAGACCAACCAAAUGUGUAUCGCGAGGGCGCUAAUCCAGGUUUUCACGAAGCAAUUGGAGAUCUGUUGGCACUGUCGGUGUCGACACCAAAACAUUUGCAGAAAAUAAAACUCUUAACAAUCGACGAUUCGGUGGAUUUGAAAAAAAUAACGAUUAAAUACCAGUUGAAGGUGGCGUUGGAGAAGCUAACAAUACUACCCUGGGCAUUUCUAAUGGAUAAGUAUCGGUGGGACGUGUUCACCGGUAAGACAGCACCCGCUCAUCUGAACAAACACUGGUGGGAACUUAGGGGCAAAUAUCAGGGCCUAUCACCACCUGUCAAACGAAGCGAAAGCGACUUUGAUCCAGGUGCUAAAUAUCAUACGGCAGCCGGUAUUGAAUACAUCAGGUAUUUCGUGGCAGACGUACUACAGUUCCAGUUCCACAAAGCGUUGUGUAGUUUCAGCCAAAAGGAUGUCCCCCUCCACGAGUGCGACAUCGAUGGCGACAAAGAGGCCGGAAAUCUAUUAAAGAGUGUCCUAAGAAUUGGUUCGUCCGAGUUAUGGCCAAAACAGUUGAAACAAUUCACGGGAACCGAGAAAAUGGAUGUCCAGCCGAUGAUCGAGUAUUUCAAACCAUUGAUUGAAUUUUUGGAUAAAAAUUUGGAGGACGAGGAGCCGGGCUGGGAGUUCAAUGGUAGGCGUGUCUCACAUUAUUGA